UCAAGUUCGCCAGGAAACACCACGCUUCCGCCGUGAAAAGCCUCCGAGAUGGCCGAGAAGAGCAGAGUCCUGGUGAUCGGAGGCACCGGAUACAUUGGAAAGUUUAUUGUGGAAGCGAGUGCUAAGUCUGGUCACCCUACCUUCGCUCUCCUGAGGGAGUCCGCUCUCUCCAACCCCGCCAGGGCCAACAUCGUCGAAGGUUUCAAGAGCUUAGGCGUCAAUUUAGUUUGGGGAGACAUGUACGACCGAGAGACUCUACUGAAUGCGAUUAAGCAGGUUGAUGUGGUAAUCUCUACUGUCGGAACAGGACAACUAGAGGACCGAGACAAGAUUGUUGCUGCCAUUAAAGCAGCCGGCAAUAUCAAGAGAUUCUUGCCUUCAGAGUUUGGAAGUGAUGUGGAUCGUGUCCAUGCUGUGGAGCCAGCAAAAGCUAUGUUUGCUAUCAAGGCCAAGAUCCGCCGCCUUGUUGAGGCGGAGGGAAUCCCUUAUACCUUUGUGUCUUCUAACUCUUUUGCAGGUUACUUCAUUCCAACAUUGGCGCAGCCUGGGGCUACAGCUGCCCCUAGAGAUAAAGUUGUCAUCUUAGGGGAUGGAAAUGCAAAAGCGGUGUUUAACAAGGAAGAUGACAUCGGCACCUAUACCAUCAAAGCUGUGGAUGAUCCAAGGACCUUGAACAAAAUUAUGUAUAUCAAACCUCCUGCCAACAUUUACUCGAUAAAUGAUCUUGUGUCUUUGUGGGAGAGAAAGAUUGGGAAGACCCUGGAGAGGGUUUAUGUUCCAGAGGAGCAAGUUCUGAAGGACAUUCAAGAGACGGCAUUUCCGCUCAAUCUAAUGUUGGCCAUAUCCCUUUCUACUUUCGUGAAAGGAGACCAAACUGACGUCGAGAUUGAGCCAUCAUUUGGAGUGGAAGCUUCGGAGCUCUACCCCGAUGUCAAAUACAUAACCAUGGAUCAAUAUCUUGAUCAGAUCGUCUAAUUGUCGAAGCUGACUGUGCAUGGUAUUGAAUUGAAGUGCUCGCGAUGCCCGACAACAUUCGGGAUCUCCUAGUUUUAGACGAAAGAUAAGUAUGCGGAUUUCAAUUUUGGUUCAAAAAAGGAAAGAGCUAGAGAUAUCAAGCGAUCAUUUCCCCUAUAAUCCCUUUCCCAAUCUAUAUUGCUUUCUCCUACCAUGUAUACCAGUAUCAAUUGUCAAGAGGUGACUCGGAAACUUUUUCUGUAGUAUUGCUGUUUGUCCGAUUUUGUGAUUGUCAUCAACCUUUGUCAUUUUAACA
Messenger RNA from Eucalyptus grandis, 1270 nucleotides. Its product is annotated as phenylcoumaran benzylic ether reductase Pyrc5. The transcript has 6 exons. The coding region runs from base 49 to 975 and encodes 308 amino acids. The record is from RefSeq and is a predicted model, not a curated record. Lineage: Eukaryota; Viridiplantae; Streptophyta; Magnoliopsida; Myrtales; Myrtaceae. Gene Ontology annotation, molecular function: oxidoreductase activity.